Schistosoma rodhaini is the source of this 575-nucleotide messenger RNA. The record is from the annotation of a GenBank genome assembly. NCBI's taxonomy places the organism in Eukaryota, Metazoa, Platyhelminthes, Trematoda, Strigeidida, Schistosomatidae.
UAGGACGAAACAUGCGUUCUGGAUUCCACUGCUAACCACUAUCCAUGUUUUCUUAGAAUAUUUUUUUUGAUUGACUAUGAAUUGAUUGCAAAUUCAUUGUGGCCUUUUUUAAAGUUUGUCCUUGUACUUAUACUCUUUACCGUAGUUAUUAAACUAGAAACUUUAGUCAUAUCAUUUCUAGUAGAAAAAAUAUCAUAAAACAAUUCAUUUGAAUCAAUAAUCGUGUUUACUGACUUCGAUGCUUCAGUUUUUUUUCUGUGCAUUUAAAAAUUAAAUUUGAUACCACAUGACUACUAAAUAUUGUCGUCAUUUAAGAUAUACAAUUAUUAAUCCUGUAAUUUAUAAUCAUGGCAAAACUAAGAGAUGAUAAUAAUUUGACUAGUUGGCAACGUGAAUCAAUUGAAGCUAGACCAUCAUGGAAAACCUGGAAGCAUUGGACGACCCCUUCUGAUAAUAAUAAUAAUAAUAAUAAUAAUAAUAAUAAUAAUAAUAAUAAUAAUAAUUCGACUGUAAUAUUAGAGUCAUAUACAAAAUUGAGAAUGACAGAUCUGUACCUGUGCCAAUUACCUGUUUAA